GACAGCGGAGGGCUGAAGUCAUCAGCCGGCAGGAGGGGAGUGAAUGGGUCCUGCACGCAAAGCAGAAAAGCGCUAAAGCUGCGGAGAUUCACUUUUUGUUCGGCCGCCGACAGCGAGCGCGCGAGUUGGUGUGUGUUGCGACAGCCAAAAGAACAACGCAACUUCCACUUGCAGCUUUCCUUCUGACACCGCUGUGGGUCUUGGUGGUGCUUUUUGCUUUUGUGCGCGCCAGCGGAUGCUGAGAUGAAGCAGAGACCCUCGCCGCGCCUGGUACAUAUAGGGUGUCCGCACACGCGCACCGGGGGACGCGCGGCGCAUCUCCACUGAGAGACACGUUCACAGGGGGGAGGAAGGUCAAUUUGGAGUUCCGCCCGUGGAUAUGUUAUCUCAAACUUUUUGAGUUCAUUCUAAGUCAUAAUUUAGUUCAUGUUCUUGACCUACGUGAAUGCGUGACUUUCCUUUCCUCUUGUGUGGGUAUUGGUUUUUUUUUACGAAGGGAUGUUCUUUAUCACAGCACGGAUACUAUAUCCUUGACUCACUCUGGCUUUCUUGGCACAUAUGAAGAUCCCAUCCAGGAUGUUUCAGUCUAAGCGGCCCAGGCAUCAUUGGGCCACCGUACACUACCAUCACCACAUAUCACCACAUAGUUGGGGGUCCUGCUGUGUCUAGGAAUUAUCUACCCGGCACACUCUGCUACCGUCUGGAGGGGAAGAAAAACGGAAUCCUACUCCAUAAGUGACUUGGUGAACAUUGACAUUGGCUUAACGAGUCUCAUCUCUGGGCUACUAUGCAAUUGCAACUGAUCUCCUUUGUUUUGAUCAUCUUGCAUGGCAUGGAUUACACUGGUUGUCAGCAGCACAGCAGCCCCAGGCUCCGGCAACAUAAACAGAUCUCUGGUGCGAGCUCAGGGUGCCAGCAGGGUGGCUGUCUGACCUGCUCUGACUACAAUGGCUGCCUGUCCUGCAAGCCGCGCUUCUUCAUGCAUUUGGAGCGGAUCGGGAUGAAGCAGAUUGGCGUGUGCAUGACUUCCUGUCCUCUGGGAUUUUAUGGCACACGCUCCCCGGAAAGAAACACCUGCACGAAGUGCAGGUCGGAGUGCGACUCCUGCUUCAACAAGAACUUCUGCACACGCUGCCGGGCAGGAUUCUACCUUCACCUUGGCAAGUGCCAGGAGAACUGCCCCGACGGGCUGGUCCGCAGCGACACGCAGAGGGAGUGCGUUCCCGGGUGCCCUGCAGAGUGCGAGGCAUGUGUGAACAGUGAGACAUGUGCACGGUGCCGGCCGGGCCUGUACCAGCUCAGUGGGAGGUGCCACCACGUCUGUCCGGAGGACUACGAGCCCAGUGACAAACUCAUGGAGUGCACGCCACAAGUGCACUGCGACGUGGGGGAGUGGAGCGAGUGGAGCCCCUGCUCUCGUUCCGGGAGAACCUGUGGGUUCAAGCGGGGCAAGGAGACCCGCACGCGGCAGGUACUCCAGCACCCGUCGCCCUUUGGCGAUCCCUGCGCCGACUUGUCAGAGUUCAAAGAGUGCCUGGUCAAGAGGAGGAAAUGUCCAGGAGGACGGAAGAAGAAUGAGCGAAGGGAACAGAGGAAUCGCAACAACCGCAAAGAUAAGGAGAACCAGGAGGGCCGACGGGAGAGGAAGAGAGAACGGGAGCAAGAGAGGGAGAGAGACACGGGUGAACGCGAAGACUUGGAUAACAGGAACAAAACCGAGCACAGACACCGCAGGGGUCACGACACAGACGCAGUCUCCCCCGAAGACAGCCUCGUGCAGUAGGGCCUCUACAAUCUCCGCUUGUUAUCCUCCCCUUCUUCCUUCCCUCCUAAAGACCCCCAUCGUCACCCACUGUUCACCCUCCUCAACCCCUCUUCUGCAGGGGUGUUGCUGCUACUUGUAUGAUUUGAACGAAAUGUUUAUGCACAAGCGGGAUAGGGCACAUUCAGCCAAAAGGCUAGGGCCACCACGGACUUACAAAAGCAGUCGUUUUUUUUAUUCUACCCUGUAGCUUCUCCCGUUUCACUUCCACCACUGAGAGAGUGGCUCUGACGAAGAGGGCAGGAAACACUGCUAGGUACUGAAGACCAAAGUGAGAAGCGUCUGUGCGGAGGACUGUCGUACAGACGGACAGCGCAGCAAAGACUGUGUGCGAUGAGCUUGUUGAUACGGAUAUUUAAUGGGGGGGCCCCGGAACGACGUCGCGCGUCUUGGUUUUUGAAUGUAGAUUUCGCAACAUCAUGUAAAACAAUUGUUUGUUAUUGUUGUUCCUGUUUCAUUAGAUCUCUUUGCUUUAUUUUAUUUGGUGCAGAAUUUGUAAAGAAAAAAUAAAAAGUGAGUUUGUUACUGCCACCUGUUGACAUCUUCAAAAUCACUAUGAGGGACAGAUGUGGGAGAAGCUGCAGUGAAUCAAAGCAGCGGGGUCGGAAGUGUUCUGUCUUGGUCAAAAACUAGUUCUAUCUAGAUAAGUGAGGACUCUUACCCAGCAUUGGUUUUUCUGUUGUGUAAAUGAAAACGGUGCUUUCCAUAAAGAUCCUCGGCUGAGAACCAAAAGCACCUGUAUGUCAAAUAAAACUAUAAUGGGUUUGUA
Molecule: messenger RNA, 2591 nt
Organism: Pungitius pungitius (ninespine stickleback)
Lineage: Eukaryota; Metazoa; Chordata; Actinopteri; Perciformes; Gasterosteidae
Gene: rspo3
Product: R-spondin 3
Exons: 6
Coding region: 788-1783 (331 amino acids)
Source: RefSeq, a predicted model, not a curated record